AUGGCAACACGCGCUGCACCUCGGGGCGCUGACGAGGAGGUGGCAGCUACAGCGCGCGCUCCCUCCGGAGCUACCGCGCGGCCCAGCAGCCUAAGACGCCACAGCCUCGGGGCCCGUGGGGCGCAGCGCUCUGGCUCCCUCGUCUGGGGAGCCGUUGGCCGGAGCCGUCGCCGCCGGGGGGUAGUUUCCCGGCCAGUGAGCGCCUCCCCGGGCGAUGGGGCCGACAGCCCGGGCCACGGCGCGGCGGGGGUGACCGCGGGGGCUCGGCCCGACCCCUCCUGGGCCGCAGUCCCGGGUCCCGAGGGCGAGGCGUCGCGGCGCCGGCAGCAUCCGACGCAGCGGCGGCGGCGGCAGCGGCAGAAGCAGCAACAGCAGCAGGAGGACGAGGAGAAGCGGCGGCGCAGUGCGGGACCGGACCCGGCAUUGGGCGAGCGAUGCGCGGAGGCUGCCCCACCGCCGCCCCCGGUCGCCCCCUCGCCUCCUCGAGUCCACAAAGCUUGGUCGCGGCGGCGGCGGUCGUCCAUGGAGCUCGAGAACCUUUUGGCCAACUCGAUGCUGCUGAAAGCGCGCCAAGGAACUGUGGGAGGUACUGGAGUGAACCAUGAACUCGGCAGAAAAUUUGCCUUUGAUGAGGUGACAGGAGGAUAUGGCAAAAAAAUCGGUCGUAGUAAAAAUUGGAGGGCGAUGCUGAAGCUGCCCCCCGUCACCCAGUGCAGCAAGCUUCGACAUUCGAUUGGACACAUCCGGAUUUCAGAUCUUGGUUUAGCCGUGGAGAUCCCGGAAGGGGAGACCAUCCAAGGAAGAGUCGGAACGCUCAGCUACAUGGCUCCCGAAGUUCUCAAUCAUGAAAGGUAUAUAUUCAGUCCUGGUUGGUGGGGACUUGGCUGUCUGAUAUACGAAAUGAUUCAGGGACAGUCUCCGUUCAGAAAAUUCCGAGAGAAGGUCGUUAGGGCGGAGGUGGAGCGGAGAGUGAAGGAGGAGGCAGAGCGGUACUCCGAGAAGUUCUCCGAGGACUUCUCCGAGAAGUCGCGCUCGGGGAGGGCGGGACUACUCACCAAGGAUCCCAAGCAGCGCCUGGGCUGCAGGGGCGAAGGAGUGGCUGAAGUCAAGGGACACCCUGUGUUCAGGGACAUUAACUUCAAGAGGCUGGAGGCCCACGUGUCAGACCCCCCUUUCCGUCCUGACCCGCAGGUGGUUUACUGCAGGGACGUCCUGGACAUCGAGCAAUUCUCCUCGGUGAAGGGCAUCCGCCUGGACAGCACCGACUGCACCUUCCACAGCCAGUUCGUCACGGGCUGUGUCUCCAUCCCCUGGCAGAGCAAGAUGACCGAGUCUGAAUGUUCCAAGGACAUCAACGAAAGGGGAAAUGUGGCAUUAGAUCCAGAAGAGAAGACAUAUCAGCCAGCUCCCAGACAGAAGAGAGGCUUCCUCCACAGACUCUUUACUCGCGGGUCUGAGUUGCACGUCUCCAUGCCCAAGUGAGAGCCCUGACAGAGACAACAAAUCCAGAGGCUGGAAGUCUGAGAUCAGGGUACCAGCAAGGGUGGUUUCUGCUGAGAACCCUCUUCCGGGUUGUAGACUGCCAACUUUUUGUUAUACCCUUACAUGGCAGAGAGCAGAGAGGGGAAGCAAGCUCUCCCAUGAAUCUUACAAGGGCACUAAUCCAUUCAUGGGGGCUCUACCAUCAUGACCUCAUCUAAUUAUCUGAGUAAUGGACAAAUAACAUGAUGAUUGAAAAUGAAAAUAGAGUGAACCAUAGAAAGAUAUUGAAGAAAAUCUUCAUCUUAUUACUGGAGACUAAAUUACCAGGUUCCCAAGAGAUAGAACUUACGACAUUUUGGUCACAGUACAGUACAAAGUACAGUAAUAGAGGCGGCAAAGAUGGGAGGAAUGGAAGCAGUCAAGAGAACAGAAAAUAGUAAAUAAGAACAAAAAGGAUCAGAGAGAAAAUGAGAGCUACUCUGAUUUUACAUUCUUUGUGGGAUACAUUUUAAAGACAUAGAGAAACUUGUAGACGUUUGAAUUGGAUGCACAGCAAUGUGAAUGUGAAUGUACUUAAUGCCACCGAACCGUAUACUUAAAGACGGUUAAAACGAUCAACUUAGGGACUUCCCGGGUGGUCCAGUGGUUAAGACUCCACACUCCCAGUGUAGGGGGCCCAGGUUCGAUCCCUGCUCAGGGAACCAGAUCCCGCGUGCUGCUACUAAGAGCCCGCAUGCUGCAACUAAAAAGAUCCCACAAGCCACAAUGAAGAUAUUGCAUGCGGCAAUGAAGAUCCUGCGUGCUGCAACUAAGACCCAGCACAGCCAAAUAAAUAUUUUUUAAAAAAUGGUCAACUUUAUGUACUGUAUAUUUACCAUAAUAAAAAAGAAUGAAAAAAGUUGAA
Lagenorhynchus albirostris (white-beaked dolphin) is the source of this 2386-nucleotide messenger RNA. It is a transcript of the gene GRK4, whose product is annotated as G protein-coupled receptor kinase 4. The transcript has 11 exons. Gene Ontology annotation, biological process: protein phosphorylation; regulation of signal transduction; signal transduction. Gene Ontology annotation, cellular component: cytoplasm. Gene Ontology annotation, molecular function: G protein-coupled receptor kinase activity; ATP binding. Bases 1 to 1482 code for a protein of 493 amino acids. The record is from RefSeq and is a predicted model, not a curated record. NCBI's taxonomy places the organism in Eukaryota, Metazoa, Chordata, Mammalia, Artiodactyla, Delphinidae.